This is a messenger RNA of Annulohypoxylon maeteangense, 447 nucleotides long. RefSeq lists its product as uncharacterized. Bases 1 to 447 code for a protein of 148 amino acids. The record is from RefSeq and is a predicted model, not a curated record. NCBI's taxonomy places the organism in Eukaryota, Fungi, Ascomycota, Sordariomycetes, Xylariales, Hypoxylaceae. The transcript has a single exon.
AUGAAAACUUUUGGUUUAGUAACCAAAGCUCUCCUCGGAGUAGCGCCUCGGAUAAACGAUGCCUUAUUCGGCAGCAAUGACUCUUUUACGAUAGGGCCGGUUGUGCCAUGUGCUGCGCUCACUAACAGCACUAGAAGUGUCUUCGCAACUCCUACAGUCAACAUUCCGGAUCUUGCGUUGGUGUCGACGAUAAGCCUCAUCACUACCCCUGUUGUGCGGUUGGACGCUGUGCGGAAUGAUGAGGGGGUUACGUUUUCGGAGCAGUUGGUAGACAGCGUACCGCCAAGGAUCACCAUCGACACGAUUAUAGCUGUGGUCAGACCCCAAGAGAUCACAGAGGCUGAUUCUGAGCAGGUAACAAUUGCGCCAGCCUCACCUGGCCUAUCUGAUAUAUCCUCUCCUAUCUCUGUAACGUCUUCGGAUUACCACUGUAGGGGUCGGGAUUAA